UUUUUUUAGAAAGGAAGGUUCGUAGGUGAUCGUUCUGUAUCGAAGCAUUGUAUCGGGACUAAUGGGUGAUCUUUGACGGGAAAUAAACUGCAAAAAGUAAAACCAAACAACAGGAUGGCGCUAAUAGAUGAUCUUUGACGAGAAAUAAAUAGGAACAUAAAAACAAACAACAGAAUGGCGACAAUGUGUGAUCUUUUAAGAUAAAUAAACAGUAAAAUAAAACCAAAAAACAGCAUGGCGCUAAUGGGUGAUCUUUGACGAGAAAUAAAUUGCAUAAUAAAACCAAACAACAGAAUGGCGCUAGUGGGUGAUGUUUGACGAGAAAUAAACAGGAAAAUAAAAACAAACAACAAUAUGGCGCCAAUGGGUGAUCUUUGACGAGAAAUAAACUGCAUGAUAAAACCAAACAACAGAAUGGCGCUAAUUGGUGAUCUUUGACGAGAAAUAAACUGCAAAAUAAGGCAAAACAACAAAAUGGCGCGAAACUCUUCAGAGGAUGUAAUAAUGCAUAUGGAGCCAGAUAUUCCUGUAUCGAUAGUGCUGACAUUGACAUCCAUAGUUACAAUACUGGCUAAUAUUUACAUCAUAAUCGUCAUCGUGAAAACAAAAUCCCUACAUACACCGGCUGGGAACAUGAUGAUAUCAUUGGCAUGUUCGGACUUUAUGGUAGGAUGGAGCCAUAAUGUCCCGUUGUGGUAUUCUGACGCUAAUGGUGUCAUGGGACACAAGUGGUUCGUUUGCCAGUUCCCGUCCGUAUUCGUCUGUGGGUGCUGCGUUACUUCAAUUUAUACGCUCGGGCUACUAAGUGUGGAUAAAUACAUUGCAAUUACCCGUCCUCUAAGAUACAAUGAUUUUGUGACCAUACCAAGAUCUGUGAUUCUUAUCAUCGGAGUGUGGGUGUUCAGUAUCACCAUCUGGAUCCCACCAUUAUUUGACCUUCCCGGUAGUGGAGACUAUUAUUUCGAAGAGGCGGCGAGGGUGUGUUAUUUUGACUCGACCACAUCGCCAUAUUAUACAUUAUUAGUUGUUGGAGGUGUAUUUGGACUUGUUUCCAUGGUGAUUGGGUUCUGUUAUUUCAAGAUUCUUAAGAUUAGUUUGGCUCAAUCAAAAAAGAUGGCAGAAACAAUCACUUCUGAUAGCAAUGGCCCAAAAAUAUCCAAAACAAACAAAAAGGCAAUACGAACACUACUGAUCAUCGUUUCAGCAUUUUACAUAGCCUGGACGCCAUAUUGUACAGAAUGGGUGAUCCGGGGAUUUGUUGGCGCAUACUUCACUCCAGAUUGGUUUCUCGUGGCUACAUCCACACUCGCUGUAUCAAACUCGUAUUUUAAUGCGUUCAUAUACACACUUACAAAUAGGAGGUUUCGACAUUCAGCUAUCACAAUAUUUAUGCCGUAUUGGGGUAGAAAUAGGGUGUCACCUAAUACCAUGGUAACCGAUCUAACAACACAUGACACAUAAACAGACAAAAUCAAAAUAUGAGUGCGUCGAGAAAUGGUCACUGCUGGAGUACUAAACACUUUUAACUUUGCAUUUAAUACUAUAAUCAUUAUAGCUUCACCGUCCCUGUUUUCCUGACAUUAUAUUUUAACAUCAUUGCACUUUACAAAACUGUUGAUAUAUGGCACUUUUCUCCUUCUUUUUUAAACAAGUGUUGUUGCUUUAGUCGAGCAUUUGUGCAAUAUAAAUAUUUUCUGAUAAAUUGAAUAAAUCCAUUGUCCCUUAUUGUAAAUCAUCUAUAAUACCAUAUUUGGAUAACUUUGACUUGCUUUGGCGGUUUCAUGAUCACUAUCAUGACUAUGGCAGUUAUAGAAAAGUAACAAUGUCUUUAUA
Owenia fusiformis is the source of this 1833-nucleotide messenger RNA. The record is from the annotation of a GenBank genome assembly. NCBI's taxonomy places the organism in Eukaryota, Metazoa, Annelida, Polychaeta, Sabellida, Oweniidae.